AUGCUCAAUGAUCAUCAAGAGGAAAUUGCUCAUGCCAACAGCAACAACAACGAAUCGGAAGAGAGCGUUUCAUUGGAAGGAGUAAAAUCAAGAGCAUCUCAGAGAAUUCUCAAUGUGAAUGUGGGAAUUUUAGGACAUGUGGAUUCAGGAAAGGUGAGUGGUGGAAUUUGUUUUGAUUUUUGUCAUGUUGAUCUGCAUGGUCCGAACGAUCAAAUUGAUUUUGGAACAUCACUUUUUAGACAAGCUGCAUUUGACAAAAAUCCGCAAUCACAAGAGAGAGGUAUCACCCUGGACUUGGGAUUUUCUGCUUUUUAUUCUGACUCACAAUUACCGAACUAUGACAAAAUUCAAUUUACUCUCGUAGAUUGUCCUGGACAUGCAAGUCUAAUUCGAACAAUUAUUGGUGGAGCUCAAAUAAUCGACUUUAUGGUUUUGGUAAUUGAUGCAAUUAAAGGAGUACAGACGCAAACGGCAGAGUGCAUAGUGAUUGGUGAAAUUACAUGCGAUAAUUUAAUAGUGGCUUUGAAUAAGAUUGACAUGAUUCCAGUGGAUCAACGAGAGGAAAGAAUUGACAAGAUCAAAAAAAGUCUUGUUAAAAAUGUAUUCUCGCAAACCAAGUUCAAAAAUCCUCCUAUUAUUCCUGUUUGUGCAGACCCUAGAGAAGAGAGUGACAAAAAAAUCAAGCAAGAAUGUUUGGAUCAUCUUGUUAAGGAAUUUCACAAAUUUGUCAAAGUUACUGAGAAGAAUGAAAAUGAACCAUUCUUAUUUAUGGUUGAUCAUUGUUUCUCAAUCAAGGGUAAAGGAACUAUUUUGACAGGAACAGUACUACAGGGAUGUGUGACCAUUGGAAAGAAUAUUCACAUUCCUUCUCUUGGUGAGGAAAAAAAGGUGAAGUCCAUACAAAUGUUUAAGACACCUGUAGAUAAGGCCAUUAAGGGAGAUCGAAUUGGUAUCGCCGUAACCAAACUGGAUAGCAAGAAAUUAGAAAGGGGUUUUGUUUGUGACAAAGGAUAUAUAGAAAUCAUUGAUACAGUUUUGGCAACUGCAUCAAGAAUUAGAUUUUUCAAAAAAGAAAUCAAAGGUGGAGCUAAAUAUCACGUCUCGGUUGGACAUGAAACGGUGAUGGGAAAUAUCACUCUCAUUUCUCGGUCAAAGAAAGAGGGAUUGUCUAGUGAGGUUUUUGAUCCAACUCUCGAAUAUACAUUAGUAGAAGACUUUGAAGAAAACACUCAUGUUGAACGCGAUGUUUUUGUGAAAAUAGAGUUUGAGCAACCUAUUUGUUGUUAUGCCAAUGCUCAUUAUAUUGCUUCUAAAUUAGAUACAGAUAUUCAUGCCAACACAUGUCGAUUAUCAUUCAAUGGAAGAAUUUUACAAAUGUGGAAUAGAGACCAAGUUCCUAAAGCACAACUUGCUAAAAUGCUUCCUGUCUUUAAGUAUAAAGAAAAGAGAGGUGUCGUCGAUCGUGUGGAGAAUGCUAACACAAUUAUUGGAAAAAACAUACUCAAUUCGAAAUCUCAAUCCUUGCAACCAUUUAUUGGAAGAACAGUCGCAAUCUUAGUGGACGAUCAGCCAAGAUUUUAUGGAACUAUUGAUUCAAGCUUUGGUCAAAGUGGUAAAUUCAGAGUUGUUUUCAAAGAUCCUCUCCCCAAACAACCCAAUCUAAGAAAUAAGCCAAUCCAAUUCAGAUACAAGGUGAACAUUUAUGACGAGACUAAGACAUGGUAUCAAUAA
Molecule: messenger RNA, 1731 nt
Organism: Naegleria fowleri
Lineage: Eukaryota; Heterolobosea; Eutetramitea; Acrasida; Naegleriidae
Exons: 7
Coding region: 1-1731 (576 amino acids)
Biological process (GO): selenocysteine incorporation
Molecular function (GO): GTPase activity; translation elongation factor activity; GTP binding
Source: RefSeq, a predicted model, not a curated record